GACUCUGGCAUCGCCUUCGUUAGCAACAGUGACCUUGACCACGAUUCGCAGCAGCUUCAUGCUCAGUUUUUGCAACAAGAACAACACCAGGAAAUCGGAGAAGUUGUUGAGAGCAGCGACGAGGAGGAAUUUGUCCCUCCAAUCAACGAUUUUGAGGAGCCGGAGUCACGUUUCGUACUCGUUUCUAGGCCAGACAAGAAAUUGCCCCAAGUCGAGUUCAAUAAGGUAACAAAGAACCGUGGACAUGGAUUGCUGUAUGGCGGCAGCGACGGAGUUGUUGCUUCGCGCAACACCAUAAGCUAUAAUAUGAAACACGGGGUCUUGUUAACAAGGCCAGCUGAAAUAUCACUGCAGGACAAUAACAUAACAUUCAACAACCAUUCUGGUAUUUGUGUGUUGCUCGGUGUAUGUUGCACGAUACAGGGGAAUGGCAUAUACCACAACAAAGAACAUGGUAUCCAAACUGCUGGCGUUGGAAUAAUUAAAGAAAAUGACAUCUUUGGUCAUAAAAUGGCUGCUGUUCACAUUAAGAUGCAGGGAGACCCCCACGUAACGAGAAAUCGACUGCAAGGUAUCCAACAAGAAUGCGUGUACGUGGAGGACAACACGCGGGGUUUGAUAGAGCAAAAUGAGAUUCACCACUACAGCUUCGUCAAUCCAAUUUACUACCAUCAGCACAGUCAAGUUCAAAUUGCAAACAACAAAUUUCAUGUUUUGAUAAAGCAAGAUAAUGACGGCCUAGAGACUGCAAUCGACUUGGAGUAUCUUAAUCUAAGCAAUCCUUCGCCAAGGCCAAUCAUGAAUAAUGAUAGCGAGAACAGAGGACCGUUCUUUUCCAGUCCAAAUCACGAGAAGAGAAGAGUAGACAUGCGUAGAAAUGUUGCUAUCAGUGCUUUGUGCUCUAUUUUGUAACCUCUAAAGGGUUCCUUUCAAAGGCUUCUCGCAACCUCGAGAUUGAUUUAAGCUCUUCAUAAGUACAGAUUUUUAUAUUCUCACAUGCAUCAGACCUUCAGCGUAACCGCUUACCAAUGUUUAUAAUCAGGGUGUUGUGUUUUGUAUUGGCUUUCGGACGACACUGCAAUGUUUACAAAUAUACUUUUGACAAAAUUGCACCUUCCAACUGAGUGCGAAGUUUUGAAACCUCUAAAUCAAUGGCCAAUAACACGAUGCUUUUCCAUCCCUAAAAAAACUUCACCAGCUGCAGUACUCUCAACUUACCAAGAAGCUGUUUAAGUGUGCGUAUUCAAUAAUGUCGGGAAAUGCUCCGGUUAUUCACAAUAAGUCAAUUACUGGAAGAUAUAAGUAGUGGUGGACACUUGGUCAAAUAAUGGGGGCAAGUCUAUUGUUUCGGUAAGGUGAUGUCACAUUUUUCCAUUGUUUUAAAACAAAUGACCAUUUCUUCCAAUAUAUUGGAAGGCAACUGCCUCUACGCCCCCCUCUCCCCAGGUGGCCGCUACUGGAUAUAAGUUUUAAGAGCUUAAAGGUUUUGACAAGUUGAAGAAAGUUACCUGCAGUGGUGGCGCUAGGUUUCCUCCGACAAAGGGGCUAGCACUUCCGACGGAGGGGCUAAUUUUUUUAGAGAACGAUAGGGCUAGGGGGCGACAAGGAAUUGUAAGGGUACUGGAGACCGAAGGCGAGCGUUGCGAGCCGAAAAUUCGGGGGGUCCGGGGGUACUCCCCCGGGAAAAUUUUGGUGGCUACACCCAUUAGAUUGGCUAAAAAUGCUAUCAAAAUGGUGUAAUCGUGUUUUUUACUACGUUUUUUGACAUAUUACUAAGGGCACGUUUGCCCCCUCCCUUGCCCCUCCUAGCAAAGGGCAGGAGGGGCGCUUGCCCCCCCGCGCCCCCCUUCUCCGGCGUCCCUGGAAAUUUUUUUUGAAAGCUGCCUCUAGAUAAGCUUAAAACUACUCUAAAUCUUUACAACUCAUCAAACGUUGCCAAUUCAAGUAGGGCCUAUCUUUGGAAAGUAUGAAUUUAAAUAAAAAGCAACCAACUGAACUUAAGGAAAACUGGAACACAACGUAACUUUAUAGGAACAGACCUAAGCGGUGGAAUACGCACUUCUACAUAUCGAAAAUUCAAGUCCAAGAAUCAAAAUUGUUUCACAGAGCAAUUCUACUCUUCGGGAACUUAGCCUUAAAUCUGUCUACUACUGAGUCCAAGUCAAGAGCACUUCCACGGGCACGAUGAAUACCUAGCAUCAUCAGACUGUCUAGACGCUCGUCCUUCAUAAGUGAGCGCAGAUCACUCUUGAUGAGGCGCAUAGAGCUGAAGCUGCGUUCACAUUCGGCUGAAGAGACUGGCAAAGUGCAUGCGAUGGAUACAAGCCGGUGCAGCUCAAAGAAAGCUUCAUUUAGCUUUUCCAAGUGUGCCUCUAGUUGCAGAAGUGUGCUUGGGCGGUGUUUUUCUUCUUUUCUUGAGAGCAUAUAUUUAAAUGUGGCAAUUUCACUGCGUAGUGCACCAAUUUCAGACUGAAAAAGCUCAGCAAAAUUGACAAGAGUUGUUGGGUCCAAGUAGCUUUUCGACUUGGGGGCCAAUGCAGUUAUGCCUUUCAUGAUCUUUAUGUUUUUUUCGUCAAACCGCUUGCAAAGUUCUGCAGUUGUUCUGUUUAGUAUUUCUUUGACAUUUUGUACGUAGCCAUCAAACCCGCUUGCUACUUGAGGCUCUGAAGAUGCUUCCACAACAAACUCUCGAAGAGAAGCAGGCGUUGCCCUCUUUCUUGGUGGUCUUUUUUCUUCCGGCAAUUCCAAGCGAUCCGCUGCUUCUUCGGCAGUAUCCCAGAACUCUUGAAUCUUAUCCCUGCUUUGACAGUCAUCCAGUUCAUCUUUCAAUGUUGCAAUGAGAUCAAUGGCUUGACUCAAAUCAUUGGAGGGUUUCUGCAACAUGUCAGACGCAAAUUUGGCUUUGUUCAAGACGUGUCGGAUGGCAAACAGGUAUCUCACAAAUUUCCUGUCAAUCUGCAGAAGAUAACCAGUAGCUUCUGUUCUGCGACCGGGGUUCGUAUCUGUGUCAAUCACAUCCUGCAGGACUUCCACCAAGAUAUCCAACCGCUCCCAGAAAACAUUGAAUUGCUUCGCCUGGCAAGACCAUCUCGUGUCAGAAACUUUUCCAAUUUCCAUCACAUGAACCUUGUGAUCCUCUUGGACCUUUACCCAUCGUACAUGAACGGUGCUGCUGCUCAGAAAAGAAUGCAGGCUUCUGAAUAGCGAUAUCAUGUCUGCCACACAACUGAUUGAUUUCACAACAUCGACGAUCACAAGGUUCAAUCGAUGACAAAAGCAAUGGACGUAGUAAGCCAUUUCAGCACCGGUUUUCAGAGGAAGUUUCCUUUGAACGCCAUUCAGGUGACCAGAAACAACAGAAGCUCCAUCGUAGCCUUGCCCCACGCAUGCUUUCAUGUUGGCUUCGA
Messenger RNA from Rhopilema esculentum, 3407 nucleotides. NCBI's taxonomy places the organism in Eukaryota, Metazoa, Cnidaria, Scyphozoa, Rhizostomeae, Rhizostomatidae. The record is from RefSeq and is a predicted model, not a curated record.